Molecule: messenger RNA, 898 nt
Organism: Scutellospora calospora
Lineage: Eukaryota; Fungi; Glomeromycota; Glomeromycetes; Diversisporales; Gigasporaceae
Source: the annotation of a GenBank genome assembly
AUGAUUUCUAAUAGCUUGUGUCAGUGUAGUCGAUGUACUAAAAGUUUUGAUACAACUGCUUUUAUUAGUAAAACUAGAAAACCUACAAAAAUAUGUAAUGAAUAUCGUGAAAAAACUUUAAGAAAUUAUGCCGUGAAGUUUAAUAAUAAUGAACCUUAUAAUCAGAACUUUAUUGAGCCAAAGGAAAUGAAAAAAAAAUUAUUUGAGUCUAUUAUUGAAGUUAGAAAUAAUGAACAUAUUGAAAAUGAAAACUCUGGUAUAGAACUUAUAUACAAGAUAUUUACUAUUUCAUUAAAAAGUGAACCUCAUGAACUUGGAAAAGCAAUUGCUAAAAUAGUAGGAUCUGCUGAUGAGUAUUAUUACAUAAUCUCAAAUCCAAAUCUAACUCAAAAACAAGUUCACGCAUGGUGGACUUAUUUUUUAAAACAAGAGUAUAUCCAUAACAAUGAUAAUCAACUAAUUUCUACAAAAAUAUUUAUAGAGGAAAAUGAAUGUAAUGCAACAUAUAAAAUGAAUGCAUUAGGGUAUAAGUUAUAUGCAAUUAUUGGUCAAUAUGAUGGCACUGGAUUUGCACUUGCAUAUUUGUUUAUAGAGGAGUCUAAAAAAAAUGAUGAUAAAGAUUUUACUCAGGUGAUAGCUGCAAAGAGAGUUUGGUUAAAUAUCAAAAUUCAAUUUUGUUUUUGGCAUAUUAAGAAAACACUUGAAAAACAUAACGAUAAUGGAUCAAUGCAAAUAUUUGAAGAAUAUAAAUCUGUACUUCUAGAUGCUCUUAAAAUUGUUCAAGAACAAGAAAAUGCUAAUAACAUUCAAUGGGCGCAAUCUGUUCAAGAAAGUUUUAAAGGUGUAAAAAAUUUAGUGACAGAUAUUCAUUCAUAUAAUAGAAGAAUAACUAAUCCAC